AUGACUGAAGCUAGCAAGGACAAGAGAUCGCUGGAGGACGAAACUGCGAAAGAAGCGUUUGAAAAGAGCCCAGAAAAGAAGAGUUCGCACAAGAGAAGAAGAAGGAACUAUGACGAGCACGAUGCUGAGGUUACCAAGGACGAGGAGACCAAGAAAACUACCGAGGACAAGGAACUAGUCGACGGAGAGGAGGAAUCUGAUCUAGACGAUGCUAAAUUGGACGCAAUGGUGGAUCAGGAUGAGGCCGAAGAUGAUCUGGCCGAGAUAGAUACCAGCAACAUCAUCACUACCGGCAGGAGAACUCGUGGCAAGGUGAUCGACUACAAGAAGACCGCGGAGGAACUGGACAAAGAGAAUGAGGACGCGGAAGAAGAGGACGCGGAAUUCAAAGAGUGA
Molecule: messenger RNA, 396 nt
Organism: Torulaspora globosa
Lineage: Eukaryota; Fungi; Ascomycota; Saccharomycetes; Saccharomycetales; Saccharomycetaceae
Gene: CHZ1
Product: Chz1p
Exons: 1
Coding region: 1-396 (131 amino acids)
Source: RefSeq, a predicted model, not a curated record